AUGGUGUAUCCAGAGUACCUCUUCGACUGCCCAUCGAUCCCCCCCACCCCGGCCCCCGUGCUCUCCGACCAGCAAUGCGCCGAGCUCGACGCAUUCAAAGCUCACUUUGGUCACCGGGGAUACGCAGUGCCCAACUCAAUCGGUGGGAUGACCAAAGCGCCUCUCACUGAGCGUGAGAUGAUGUUCCUUUCUCAAGAGUGUUUCUUCCGCUUCCGCUCCGCCACCAAGGGACCCUUGAAGAAGACGUUCCAAAAGAUGGAAAAGUGCAUCUCAUGGCGACGGAUGGAAGGUCUCGAAGACUUAGAUGCUCGAGCCAGGGAGAUUGAAUUUGAGGGGAGAAUGGGAAAGAACUACUCUUCGGGAUUCCACGCAAGUGGCUUGCCGAUCGGGUACAUGCUACCGGAGAACAACCCUCUUCCAUUCUCACAACGCAACCCCAAGCUUGCAAUGUGGAACCUGGAACGCGUGUCCGACCUCAUGACGGACGGAGUAACGCAAUGUUGCAUCGUCUACAAGUUUGCAGGGAUGCUCCCUACAUCGUACCGGGACGCCAAGGACACGCUCAACAUGAUCACUGACUACUACCCCGAGUACCUGGGCUAUGUUCUACUUCAGGAAACCCCACUGUUGGUGCGACUGUUCAUCCAUCUGGUGUGGCCAUUCGUGGAUGCCCACACUAAGCAGCGGGUUCAGAUUGGAGGGGGUCAAGCGGCGAUUGCAGCUGGUGACUUUGAGCCUCACAUGUUGAUCAAAGAGUGCGGCGGUGGGCUGGACUUGCCGUACAACUUUGAAGAAUACUGGCCCGCACUGCUUGCCAAAUGCAAAGAGCGACGAGAGAUCCAUUUACAAAACUGGCGGACCUUGGGCGAUCCUGUUGUUGGUCGUCCAGAGCGUCUCUUCAAGUUGUCGUAUCCCAUCGGCUCGCAACCGUCUCCUCGAAAGCAACCUCAGACCACCUACGCGACCACUAAAGCCAACGCCAUGCUUGCUCAGCUCAUUGGGACCACGAUAAGCGACGAUGACAGGCCAACGCCGACGCUCAUCAACCAUCCCCUCAUCAGUGGCACCAGUGUCUAUGGUCGCGGUGCCCCCAGGUCGAAGAACAGUGUGCCAAAUGGUCUCGUACACCCGAUUCCUAUAUUGAAGAAACGCGCCGACGCCCAUGGACCAUCGCCCGAUGGGUCUCCCAAGGCAAACGGCCGCGGUGCAAAUGGGAGCACUCCAUCAUCAUCGCCUACGACCCCAAGGUUCCCACUCCAUUCGCCCCAUGCCUCGCCUCGCAGCGUCAACGAUUAUCCGCUGCGCAAUGGGAGCUCUCCUCCAAGCAGUGGCGACUUUCCUUCUCACCUCUACAGUCGACGUGGUCUUAGUAUCGACAGUGGCUCCCCAAAAUCCAUCAACAGUAUGGAUUUGGACGAGGCCUCCACCACUCACAGCAUCACCAGUCUCCGGGCACCGUUUAGACCCCUCCUUGCCAAGGGUCCUGCUGCAACUGAGAACGGCCGUGUCAGGACGUUGACGCAUUCGACUUCAGAAUGGAAGUUGCCCACCAUCCAAGCCCACCGGCUCUCGAGCGGCAGUUUCUAG
Apiotrichum porosum is the source of this 1587-nucleotide messenger RNA. RefSeq lists its product as uncharacterized. Bases 1 to 1587 code for a protein of 528 amino acids. The record is from RefSeq and is a predicted model, not a curated record. Gene Ontology annotation, molecular function: phosphatidylinositol transfer activity. NCBI's taxonomy places the organism in Eukaryota, Fungi, Basidiomycota, Tremellomycetes, Trichosporonales, Trichosporonaceae. The transcript is spliced from 8 exons.